Messenger RNA from Pongo pygmaeus (Bornean orangutan), 1855 nucleotides. It is a transcript of the gene UBE2Q1, whose product is annotated as ubiquitin conjugating enzyme E2 Q1. The record is from RefSeq and is a predicted model, not a curated record. The transcript is spliced from 13 exons. Lineage: Eukaryota; Metazoa; Chordata; Mammalia; Primates; Hominidae. The coding region runs from base 129 to 1397 and encodes 422 amino acids.
GCGGCGGCGCCAUCUUGGCGAAGGGGGGAUCAGGAAGUGCGGACCGCGGCGGCGGCGGCGGCGGCGGAGCCCGGAGCGGAGGCCGGAGGCUCCCGGCCCGCCGGCCCCGGAGCGGAGCGGAGCGGAGGAUGCAGCAGCCGCAGCCGCAGGGGCAGCAGCAGCCGGGGCCGGGGCAGCAGCUGGGGGGCCAGGGGGCGGCGCCGGGGGCCGGGGGCGGCCCAGGGGGGGGCCCGGGGCCGGGGCCCUGCCUGAGGCGAGAGCUGAAGCUGCUCGAGUCCAUCUUCCACCGCGGCCACGAGCGCUUCCGCAUUGCCAGCGCCUGCCUGGACGAGCUGAGCUGCGAGUUCCUGCUGGCUGGGGCCGGAGGGGCCGGGGCGGGGGCCGCGCCCGGACCGCAUCUCCCCCCACGGGGGUCGGUGCCUGGGGAUCCUGUCCGCAUCCACUGCAACAUCACGGAGUCAUACCCUGCUGUGCCCCCCAUUUGGUCGGUGGAGUCUGAUGACCCUAACUUGGCUGCUGUCUUGGAGAGGCUGGUGGACAUAAAGAAAGGGAAUACUCUGCUAUUGCAGCAUCUGAAGAGGAUCAUCUCCGACCUGUGUAAACUCUAUAACCUCCCUCAGCAUCCAGAUGUGGAGAUGCUGGAUCAACCCUUGCCAGCAGAGCAGUGCACACAGGAAGACGUGUCUUCAGAAGAUGAAGAUGAGGAGAUGCCUGAGGACACAGAAGACUUAGAUCACUAUGAAAUGAAAGAGGAAGAGCCGGCUGAGGGCAAGAAAUCUGAAGAUGAUGGCAUUGGAAAAGAAAACUUGGCCAUCCUAGAGAAAAUUAAAAAGAACCAGAGGCAAGAUUACUUAAAUGGUGCAGUGUCUGGCUCGGUGCAGGCCACUGACCGGCUGAUGAAGGAGCUCAGGGAUAUAUACCGAUCACAGAGUUUCAAAGGCGGAAACUAUGCAGUCGAACUCGUGAAUGAUAGUCUGUAUGAUUGGAAUGUCAAACUCCUCAAAGUUGACCAGGACAGCGCUUUGCACAAUGAUCUCCAGAUCCUCAAAGAGAAAGAAGGAGCUGACUUCAUUCUACUUAACUUUUCCUUUAAAGAUAACUUUCCCUUUGACCCACCAUUUGUCAGGGUUGUGUCUCCAGUCCUCUCUGGAGGGUAUGUUCUGGGCGGAGGGGCCAUCUGCAUGGAACUUCUCACCAAACAGGGCUGGAGCAGUGCCUACUCCAUAGAGUCAGUGAUCAUGCAGAUCAGUGCCACACUGGUGAAGGGGAAAGCACGAGUGCAGUUUGGAGCCAACAAAUCUCAAUACAGUCUGACAAGAGCACAGCAGUCCUACAAGUCCUUGGUGCAGAUCCACGAAAAAAACGGCUGGUACACACCCCCAAAGGAAGAUGGCUAACCCUGGAGUAUCACCCUUCCUCCCUCCCCAGGCACCACUGGACCAAUUACCUUUGAAUGCUGUAUUUGGAUCUCACGCUGCCUCUGUGGUUCCCUCCCUCAUUUUUCCUGGACGUGAUAGCUCUGCCUAUUGCAGGACAAUGAUGGCUAUUCUAAACGCUAAGGAAAAAAAAAAAAACACACAGAACUGUUUCAAGUACUCAAGACUGACUUACAGACCAACCAACCACCUUGCUGGAACCCUUGCUAGCAGGCAUUCUUAUAAAAGAAACUUUCGAGCCUCCUUAUAUUGCUGGAAACUCAGCUGUGCUCCAGACUAGAGCCUCCUUACCUAUGCUAUGGAUUUUUAAUUUAUUUUCUCUUAUUUCAUGUACACUGCUUUUUUUGGUUACAGUGUAUGAUGGAUGUGUAUGAAAAAAAUGUAUCUUUGGGAAAACAAUUACAGUUUGUUAAUUUGAA